AUGGUGGGUAAUCUGGCCUUCGAGUACAUUGACGCUCACAAACGCAUCCUGCCAGAAAACGUCCAGAAGGCUAACUGUGCCGUUUACUCCUCCAUCCAUUUUCGGUUACCUCUUAGCCUCGCUGAGCUGGAAGGUUACUCGGUUAGGGACUAUCUGAACAAAUACUGUAAGGUGGGCAAAGAAAGAAUCUAUAUCUACCAGAAGAUGUUUUCCGAGUAUGGGGUGAAAGCCAGGCAGGACGUCGCAGCAAUGAUGCGAAAGAGUGCAAGCGAUCUCCUGUUUGAUUUCAUCAGUACGAGCGAUCUCAACGACUAUAUUGAACUGCUGGAUCUGAAAGAGGACUAUGUCAUUACUGAUGCGGACUACCAGAAAUUCUUAGCGCUCUGUGACCGACUUUAUGCCAUCAAAGUAGAGGAAAUUGGCGAGGAUCGGUGGAACUAUCAGGCAGACACACUUGAAAGAAUUGACUUUCGAAAUAUCACUCAACGCCUCGAAGGACUCAAUCUGCAACGCGGACUAGUUACCCUUCUCACACGGAUUUCCGAGGUCGCUGUAGAAGAUCUUGGUGUUGCUCGGCAGUGGGCGGCAGUGGGCAGCCUGGCAGGAUUGGAACGUAUGAAGUAA
This is a messenger RNA of Dibothriocephalus latus, 624 nucleotides long. The record is from the annotation of a GenBank genome assembly. Lineage: Eukaryota; Metazoa; Platyhelminthes; Cestoda; Diphyllobothriidea; Diphyllobothriidae.